This is a messenger RNA of Nelumbo nucifera (sacred lotus), 1394 nucleotides long. Its product is annotated as protein UNUSUAL FLORAL ORGANS-like. Gene Ontology annotation, molecular function: protein binding. Lineage: Eukaryota; Viridiplantae; Streptophyta; Magnoliopsida; Proteales; Nelumbonaceae. The record is from RefSeq and is a predicted model, not a curated record.
CAACUCAAUGACUCACCAGUCACCACCAAAUUGCAAUAUAUACACAACAGAUAUCUCUGAAAUCCUCUCACAAACAAAAAACAAAAAUCUUCAAUGACCACCUAUCUCUAAUAUGUGGAACCACCUCCCCUUUGAUCUUCUUGCCAGGAUCUUCUCCUUCCUCUCGCCGGACUCCUUGGCGCGUGCUACAACAGCCUGCAAGCACUGGCAGACGUGUGCCAAGGCUUGCACUUCCUACACAGUCCCAGCAGAGCUCCGGCCGUGCCAACCUCCGUGGUUCCUCGCCGUUCAUUCGCGCAACCGGGGGCUCUCCUGCUACGUUCACAACCCAGCUCUUGAUCGGUGGCACUCUCUCCCUCUCGACUUCCUCCCGGACCCAAUUCGCCCAAUUGCUCCGAUUGGCAUUCUCCUUCUCUACAGACCCGCCAUCUCAUCUCCCCUCCAAUUGGCGCUGUGCAACCUGUUCACCAGACGUUACAGACUUCUUCCCGCCUUAAACAUCCCACGCACCAGCCCGGCUGUGAGCGUGAUUGGGGUGGAUAAGACUGGAGAUGAUGCCCUCUCCUCCUUCAGAGUUUACGUCGCCGGAGGCAUGUCGACGGCAACCCGUGGGGGUACCACAUAUGAACCCACGAUGGAAAUGUAUGAUUCACGAGCUGAUGAAUGGCAGAGUCUUGGACGGAUGCCGAUUGAAUUUGCGGUGAGGCUGACAGUUUGGACCCCGAAUGAGAGUGUGUACUCUGAUGGGUUUCUGUAUUGGAUGACAUCUGCCCGUGCCUACAGCGUGAUGGGCUUCGAGGUGAGCACUGGUUUGUGGAAGGAGGUGAAGGUGCCGAAGGCAGAUCGACUGGAGUUCGCAGCUCUGGUGAGGCGAAAGGGAAGGCUGGCGCUUGUUGGGGGAGACUGUGAGGGACAAGCUUGCAUAUGGGAGCUUGGAGCUGGAGAUGAAUGGGUAUUGGUGGAAAUGGUGCCAACGGAAUUGGGAAGGAGGUUUCUUGGGGGCAAAGGAAACUGGUUUAGCACCAAGUGUGUGGGGAUUGAUGAGGCUGUAUACUUGUACAGGGAUCUUGAGUCUGAAUUGUUGGUUUGGAGAGAAGUACCAGAAAAGGGUAGAUGGGAAUGGGUUUGGAUUGAAGGUUGUAGUUGCAUUAAGGGAGAACAAGUUCCAAAAUUCCGAGUUAAAGGAAUGCUUCUCCAACCCAGUCUAACUCCCUCUUACACUCUUUGAUCUGUCAGAGUCGGAGAGAUUUGUUCAUUGGUGUCGUUCACUCUGUAUGUCCUGUGAUUGUAUCUGUAAUUCUGUAUUUUUUUCAGCUGUUGAAACUGAAAUAGUCGCUCUGCAGCUGUUGGUGUUAGAUGUACUUCUAGCGUCCCAUAAGCACCGUUACACCACA